AUGCGUAUCGGACCAUCAUUCGUCGCUCUGGCCCUUGGGGCUGGAUCGCCCAUCCUGAACAGUGGCUUGUUCGCUUCCGCCAGCCCCGUUCCCGCGGCGGUCGACACUAGCCCCGCUCCCAGCCCCAACCCCGGAGCGUCCAACGAUGGCACUUUCGCACCCACGUCUCCACAGUAUGCGAGCGCUAAUGAGCGUCACGUCCCUUCCACAGCUGCUCACGGCACUACCUUGCGCCUGACCCAGCGCGCGCUGGCCGGUCUCGGCAUCGACAACAAGUGAGUAUCUCGUGUCUCCAUAUGCUACACCUCUUCACAGCAUGCGCUGACCAUCGAGCCCAUCUCGCGCGGUUCUAAACAGCCGCGAGGACCCCCUUCUCACCGGAGACCUUGACCUCAGCGGUCAGUCCGACAAUGUUGCUGAUGCCCAGCUCAACCUCUGCGGCCUUCUUGGAAUCAACUGCAACGACAAGCCCACCGUCACUACCACCGCGACCGCUGUCGUGAAGAACCCCGCCAAGAAGCCGACCAAGUCGUCCUCGAAGCCCAAGAAACCUUCGACCACCAAGAAGACUACCCCAAAGAAGAGUGGCACCUCCGCCAAGAAGAUCACUGGUGGUAAGGUCCAGGUGGUGAGUCGUUGCCUCCAAGAAGGAUAGACCGGUGCUCUCUAUUGACCACGCGCCGACGAUGAUCUUCCUGUUCGUGUUGCAGAACGACAAGCACCACGCCGAUGGUGGAAGCGCCAAAGCCGGCAACGGUGGUCAAGCCAACGGCGGCAAUUCCAACUGCUCCACUUCGGGAAGCAUGAUCGGUCUCAACGCUCUCAACUUCAACUCCUGCAACGGCGGUCAGGGCGGUGAUGCCAGCGGAGGCAACGCGACCGGCGGAGCCGGCGGCUCUACCAGCAACAAUCUCCUGAAGCGCUCCACUUCUGCUUCGAUGAACAAGUCUGGUCUGGCAGCUGCUCAGCAAUUUGACAAGGAGAAGCCCGAGUCUACUUCGUCGAUCGCUGCACCCUCUGCUAGCUCCACGCCAUCGCCAAGGCCCAUCACCGAGCGGGACACCGACGCCGAGGUCACUUCAAACAGCUUCGACGCUGAGACCAUUGCCCAGCGUGACGUAAAUGCUCAGGUCCAGAACGACGGUCUCGACUCUCAGAGCUUGCCCAACGAGUACAGCACCCCUCACCGUCAGCAGUAUUCGCCUCGCGACGUCUCCGCGUCGUCGACUCCAGAGGGGAUCCAGGCCGUGGCCACUCAGCAACAGCAAGCUCGCGACGUCUUUGCUUCGUCGACCCCAGAAGGCAUUGAGGCUAUCGCUACUCAGCAGCAACAAGCUCGCGACAUCGCUGCUACCUCCACUCCCGAAAGCAUCCAAGCCAUCGCCACUCAGGAGAACACGGCUCGUGGUAUCCUCGACAAGCCAGCCCAAGGUCUGGCUCGCGAGGCAGCUUUCAAGAAGCUUCUAAACAACAACCGCAUUGGUCUUCGCGACAUCGCAGCUUCGCAAAACUCCCAGGGCAUCAGCGCAGAGGCUAACCGUAACGGCACUGACGAAGAGCCUACUCUUGGCGAUGACCUUCUCAGCGAUGAUCAGCCCGAGGACGGUGAAGGUCAAGGUGACGAUGACGAUGCGGCUGCACCCACUUCAGAGCGUCGCGAAUUCGACGCUACCGCCACUGCUGACGAGCUUCAAGCUCGCGCACAUGGUCACGGACGUGGAGGCAACGGCGUGAGUACAGGGCUCCGUAGUGGCUAUCUUUCUUGAAUCCAUCCUUACACUUUUGCGUUGAUAGAAGAGCGGCCACGGCGGUAAGGCCAACGGUGGUGCUUCUGACUCUCACGUGCACGCCAAGAAGUACGGCGUCCACGGCGCUGACGUGAGCUCGAACAACGGUGGACACGGUGGGUCCGCCAAUGCUGGCAAGGCCACUGGCGGCAAAGGAGGUGCGACCAAGAAGCAGACGAGCAAGACCGGACACCGCGCUGCUCUUCACAAGGGACCAAUCGUCAAAGUCACCCGCGACGUGGACGCUACCGCUAGCGAGGACGAUUUUGAAGCUGGUCUCGCUCAGCGUGACGUUGCUUCUUUCGAAGCCAGCCACUCUCCUAGUGCUGAUGACUACUCGCUCGAGACUCGUGAGAGUCACGAGGUCUCUGCCGUCGACAGCCCUGAGGGAGUGCAUGCCAUCGCGGGUCGCUCCACUGCCAUCGACUACACCUCUGAGGACCACGGAGUCAAGGCUGCUGAUCAAGCAACCGACUCUGCAGCUAACGUCGAGCGCCGCAGCAACGUGAGCACCGGUAUUCGUACUGGCGCCAACAAGAACGGUCGCGUGACCAUUGCCAAUGCUGGAAACGGAGGCAACGCUCGUUCCGGCAACGGUGGUCAAGCCAACGGACAGGCCAACGGCAACGGAUCUCACAAUGGCGUUCAUUCCGGGUCUCGCAAAACCUCUUCGCACCCAGCGUCGAUCGGCAAGAGCACCAAGAAGGCCACCCACAGCGCCAAGAAGAACACUUCUCACAUUGUUCACAAGACGGCUACUCGCAAGCCUUUGGCUACCGUCGGCGGUGACGACAGUCUGGUAGAGAUCGACCUGCGUAUGCUCAGCGAGCUCUUGUCCGAGGAGCAGUUCGACUUCCUGUCCAACUCUCGCAAGUCCAACAAGAAGUCUGUACCAGCUAGCGUCAACGCGGGUGCAGGCCACGGCAUCGCUCACGCCAGUGGUUCUUCCAACUACGUCGGCAACGGCAAUGGAAGCGGGGGUAAUGGUGGCGACGCUCACUCUGGAAAUGCUACCGGCGGUCGCGGCGGUGACGCCGUCGUCAACCAGAAUUAG
Ceraceosorus bombacis is the source of this 2841-nucleotide messenger RNA. NCBI's taxonomy places the organism in Eukaryota, Fungi, Basidiomycota, Exobasidiomycetes, Ceraceosorales, Ceraceosoraceae. The record is from the annotation of a GenBank genome assembly.